This is a messenger RNA of Aegilops tauschii subsp. strangulata, 1070 nucleotides long. The record is from RefSeq and is a predicted model, not a curated record. NCBI's taxonomy places the organism in Eukaryota, Viridiplantae, Streptophyta, Magnoliopsida, Poales, Poaceae.
UGCGGACGCAACGAAAGGAAUCCGCCACGCCAAGAGAGUCGAGCCACCUCGCCGCCGCCGCCCAUAGCCGGAGCAGCCGCCACACCGGGCCGCUGCCCCAAUCCGCGCCGCCCGCCGGAAAAAAGCGCCAGAUCCGGCACAUCCACCACCACCAGCCCCAGCCCGCCCCCAGCCCCCGACCGAAACCAGAGGAGAGAAAGGGCGAGACCCACACCGCUGCGCCGCCACCUCCGCCAGCAGACCACCACGGCGAAGACGACCGACCGCAGCCCGCGCCGCCCGCAGCCCGCACCCACCGCGUCUAGAUCUGGCAGCCCGCCUUCACCACACCGGCCGUGCACCACCAGGGGGCGUGGCCCGCCACGCCGCCACCGCACCCGCACGCCUGCACCAGCGCCGAUGCGACGCCGCGUGGUGGAGCCCCACGGAAGCGCCACCACCAGGUCCGGGGCCGUCAGCCCGCGCCGGCCACCCUGCACGAAGAGAGACGAGAGGGACCCCGCCGCCGUCGGCGGCGACCGGGCUUCGCCCGGCCCUGCCCUCUGCCGGCGGCGAGGGAGGAGGAAGCGAGAGGAGGGGUGCGCUGGCGGCGGUGGUGUGGUCGCCCUCCCCGUCGCCCGCGGGAGCGACGCGGGAGGGGUGCUAGCCCUGCUGCCCUGGGGAAUGAGGACACAAAGGACUGGCUGCGGUGGCGUGCAAGACUUGUAGCACAAGUAGGUUGUGAUUGUUCAGCGCUAGCAGAAGUUGGAAGACCUGGAUCCGGAGGCUGACAGUUUGUCUUCGGUUUUCAACAUGUUAGGUGUUCUUUCUGUAAUGCACUUUAUAAACUCGUACUGUCUUUCUCUUUUGAUGCUCAAAUGCUGGUGCGUUGCGGUGGUGAAUGAUGUAGAAUUGAUGGUUUUCUUAAUGAAAAUCAGGGGAAACCCUUUUACCUAAAAAAAGUACUCUACUUGUUUUCACACACAUGGUGCAGAACUUUUGGAAAUGAGACAUGUGUUGUAAAAUGAAUAUGUACAGUACACACUUCUAUAUUCUAUCUAUUGUGCGAGAGAGCACAGCAUCUGCUGCUA